Messenger RNA from Panonychus citri (citrus red mite), 3848 nucleotides. Its product is annotated as cyclin-dependent kinase 20-like. Gene Ontology annotation, cellular component: nucleus. Gene Ontology annotation, biological process: protein phosphorylation. NCBI's taxonomy places the organism in Eukaryota, Metazoa, Arthropoda, Arachnida, Trombidiformes, Tetranychidae. The transcript is spliced from 3 exons. The record is from RefSeq and is a predicted model, not a curated record. Bases 330 to 1433 code for a protein of 367 amino acids. Gene Ontology annotation, molecular function: ATP binding; cyclin-dependent protein serine/threonine kinase activity.
UCGAGAGGAAAAUCUCACAAAUGUACAUUAGUUUUCAGCCCCAAAGAGAUGUGAAGUCAAAGAAAAUGGGACAAUUAACAAGGGAAACAAUUUGUUGUAUUUAACUUAAUUGUUUGAAAAUUGUUCACAUUUUAAUUAUUUAAUCUAGAGAGCAAGUUAAUCAUUAAUCAAGAUAUUCAAAUGUUAGGUUACAAUUUAAGGUGAAAAGUGGUAAGGAAAAACAGAGUAUCCAAUGACUACUAAUGUUUAUUUUCCUCGAAGGUUAAUUUUUUUGCUCGGUUCAUUUGCCACUUUCCGUGAUUAAGGUUUAAUUGUGUGUUGACAAUCAAAUGGACAAGUAUAAAAUAAUUGGUAAUAUAAGUGCUGGUGCUCAUGGGAUAGUUUUAAAAGCAAUUAAAUCGUCGCAUGUUGAUUAUGUCCCAAGCGGUGAUCGUGAUGAUAAAUUGUUAGCAAUUAAACGAGUUUUCAUACGGAAAAAAGCAAUGUCUUUAUCGGUGAUCAGGGAAAUUAAAUCAUUACAAUUACUGGAUAAACAUUUACAUAUUACUCCAUUGGUUGAUGUUUUUGUUCAAGGCUCAUCGAUUAAUAUGGUUUUCCCUUUGUAUCCAGUUAAUUUAACUACACUGAUUUACGAAUACAAUUUAACUAAUAUUCAACGAUCAAUUUACACUUACAUGAUACUUGAUGGUUUAUCUUAUUGUCAUUCACAAUCAAUUAUUCACCGAGACCUGAAACCAAGUAAUUUACUGAUUGAUUGGUCAGGGAUACUUAAAUUGGCCGAUUUUGGUCAAGCUCGACUUUUACCACAAUCAGCUAAUUGUGAUCAACAGUUAACUCCAGCUAAAGGUUUUAAUCUUAAUCAUGAUGAUCAGUUAACUUACUACUCAUCAUCAUCAACUUCAUCCAAUCAACAAUCAACCAAUUGUUUAUUAUCUCAUCAAGUUUGUACUCGUUGGUAUCGUCCACCUGAACUAUUGUAUGGGUCAAAUGAUUACGAUUGGUCAAUUGACCUGUGGUCAGUUGGUUGUAUUGUCAGUGAGAUGAACUCUAAAUGGCCUCUAUUCAAAGGUGAAUCUGAUAUUGAGCAAUUAUGUUUGGUUGUUAAAUCGUUGGGUCAACCACCAAUUGAUUGGGCAAGUAAAAUGCCUGAUUACAAUAAAGUAAUUAUCGUUUUUGAUCAAAAUGCAAACCAAUUAACUUGGUAUGAAAAGUUGUAUUCAUCUUGUCAGGAUCCAUUAGCUGUUGAUUUUAUCAGACAAUUAAUUAAAUAUCAACAUCGACCCACAGCUAAUCAAAUGAUGGAUCACUCGUAUGUAUCAUCGGCAGUUUGUAUGAUCAAUGAGAAAGGCUCGUUUGAUGAACGAUUUUUAACUAGACCCCAAUCAAUACGACAAUUAGUUGGUCCGCCAAAUCAAAACAAGUCUAACAAUUAACAAGAUGGUUCUGUAAAUCCAAUUCGAAAGAUCAAAUCAAAGGAUGAAGACCAUUUAGAUAGGAAUUUCGUCGAAAUGUAAAAUAGAAUUAAAUCAUUUUUCUGGUGUAUUUUUUGUGCAUUUUUUUCUCAGAUCAACAAAGAAAAGAAAGAAAUUUAAAGUCGAAAUCGUAGAUCAUUUUCCAGGUUAUUUGUGAGUUUUCUUUCGAAAGAUCAUUUCAUGAAGUUCACCAGCACCGUAAAUGUCAGUGAUAAGCACCAGUGUCACUUUAUGAACGAAAACAUCCCAAAGUCGAACUAAUUUCGAGUGGAAAAAUUCUCGAUCCAUGAAAGGUUUCGCAUAAUUAUUACCGCUCGCUCUUUCCACAUCGUGAUAGGUUACACCUUGAGUUCCAAGCUAAUCAUCUUCGAUCGUUAAAUUGGCUCAACAAGAAGCUUAAGCAACAACGUUUGUCGCGGUCACUUAAUAGAGACCAGCGUCUCUCGAGAUUGUUGAAUUUUGAUCGGUUCUCGGACUCUUUCCAUAAGAUUUUAGUUCAAUCUGAACCAUUUAACUGUCGGCAUUGGGAUUCCUGUGGCUUUACACUCCAUUCGUGUGGACUUUUAAGCCAUUCCCGUUGUUUUCUUGAGUCAAAAUAUAAAAGAUGGAGGUUCUAAGGAAAUGAGAGACAAGGAAAAGAAAUUCUCGCAUUUCGAAAAAUAAUCUUCAUUUAUCAAUCGAAAACUAUGAUUUAGAUUGAUAUCCUUCGCCUGAUUAUAGUAAUUAAAUAUUCUUCCAUGUCUAACCAUCCUCGUUAGUUGCAUGACAAGAAUAAGUAACGACAUCGUUUUUGGCCAUUCGAUUGAUGAAUUAGACAAACUUAUCCGUUCUUGUCCUUCAUGUCAUCUUAAUUAUCAGUUCCAAUUUGUAUCUAAUAGCAAUCGAAAAAAAAUAUUAAAGCUUCUUCAAUUUCUGAUCAAUCUCACGGGCUCAUCUUCGGCUACAGGGUGACUUGGGUGUCCUCUGUUCCAGAUAACAUGAUGGAACAAAACCUUCUGCGGAGAUACGAUUCUGUUUACAUGGGCGAGUUUGAACUUUCCAUCUGAGGAAGAAGAAGAAGAAGAUGAAAGCAAUCAUAUUAAUUGUCUAGAUAUCAAGAUACAGUAGAUGCUUUGGAAGUAAUAAUUGAUAAUAAAUGUUUGGUUUUUCGAUAUCAAGUUUACGAAAUGGUCAAACUUUCUCUAACCAAAGGCGUUUGUCCAGUUUUGAGGUUCUCUAGCAAAGAGAAAAGUAAAUGCUCUCUGUAGAUUUAAAAUCUUUGGGUCAACUUUCUAGACGAUUUGUUAUCAUCUCCCGGGUUCUAAUGUCAACCCUGUGAGAAGAUAAAAGUAGGUGGUCUUGUGAUUACCAAGGUGGCCAAAGGUCAAGCUUUAUUCGUUGACCAGUAAGUUUAUUCUAAAUUGGAAUUGGGAUAAGUUUGCCUUCGGGCUUUUGGCAUCCAUAUUUUGGGUCGAAGCUAUUUAAGGUCAGUCUGUUCUCAAGUGACAUUCAUUUUAUAUUCGCACUUGAUACUUAUUAUUUAAAGUGAAAGUUUUCUCUAUUUUAACCGAGUGUUUUCAUCGUUUCAUUCAUCCAACACCAUGCGAAUCUUAAUAUCAGUGAUUUUGUGCUUUGUUUGUCAACUUCCGGGCUCAGAUCAAUCUUUAAUGGACACGCUUAUGACACCCAUAACCUGGAUGAUGCAAGCAGCAACUCCAACGCCAACAGAUCUAACGACUGUCAAGUCGAUAUCUGAGGCUCUUGUUGAUGAGAUUGAUUCGAUACCUGGAACUCAGUCCUCGGAGGCUCUUUUGCCGACCACUAUGCUCCCACCAACUAUUUCACCGAUAGAAACAACGUCUCCUUACCCAAUAACAUCAUCAUCUUUACCGACAAAAUUGGUGUCUUUGGCAUCUUCACCUCCAACUACAACCAAAUUACCGACAACAACAACGACAACAACAACGACAACGACAACGACAACGACAACAACACCAUCGACACCAAUUCUCAUAAAUCAUGAUCCAGGUUUGAAUUUGGUAAAAAUGUUGGCGAAUUUAACAUCUACCAGCCUUGUUACUCGAACAGGUCGUCAAGAGGGAUAUGAUGAGGAGGACGAACCGCAGCCAGUUUACAAUCCAGCAGAUUCUGACCAAGAGACAGAAAAGGAUGAAUAUCGACCUCACUUUCAAUUUCAUUCAGAGUUAGCAAAAGCUUUAGGUGUUCUUCAUGACAAUCGAAAAGUUGUUCCAAACCGAUUGUAGAAAAUGAUAUUAUUUCUUUAAAUUCGAAAUCAAAUUGAAUUUGUAUAAACCCUAACGAACUCCUAACAAAAAAAUCGAUAAUUAUUCUUUACCAAUAAAUUCCUUUCACUUAAGAAAUAUAACUUGAUAUUCA